Molecule: messenger RNA, 855 nt
Organism: Hyaloperonospora brassicae
Lineage: Eukaryota; Oomycota; Peronosporomycetes; Peronosporales; Peronosporaceae
Source: the annotation of a GenBank genome assembly
AUGUCCAUGUCCUCCUCCUCACCAUCGUCACUAUCUCUACCAUCAGAGACGUUCGUGCUCGAGCGAUGUCUCUUCCGCGAGAACAACGUGUGGAUCUACCGCGUGCCGGCCACGCACGUGACGUCGCUCGCCCCUCGCGCCGACGCGUGGGACAUUGAGCGUCCGCUCCUCACGGGUUCCAUGUGCAUUAUGCAAACAGGCGACGCGUGCGUCGUCCAACUCUUCGAGUCGCCCGUCGCGCCCGUCGCCACCCAUUUCGACGCCCCUCGUCUCUUUGCCCACUGUCCGCUGGAGAUCACACGGGCCCUUCCACUCGACGUGUACGUCCACGACUGUGUCGACUCGUCGCGCUACUUUAUGCUGCGCGUGACCGACGACCAGAGCGGUCGCCGGGCGUUUGUCGGCAUUGGCUUUCCGGACCGCACCACAGCGUUCAACUUCAAGGCGACAGUGCAGGACUAUGCCAAGUACGCGCUCCGUCAAGAGGCGAUGCAGGAGAGAGAGGGCGCAGCUGCUGACGGGAGUGAGGAGGAGGAGGGCCAUGAGGGGUCUCGUGGUCCUCCUCCGAGCACAUUGAGUCUACCGGAAGGAGCGACGAUCCGACUCAAGUUGAAGACCACUCAUUGCAGUGACGAGCGAGACAACGAGGCGCGGGCUCGACCGAGUGAUGGGGCAGGCAGUAGCAGGUGUAGUGGACAAGGUUCGGGGGCGACCGGGUCUCACGUGGUGCCAUUGAUUCCGCCGCCACCGAGCGAGUCGUUGAUGACGGCGCUAACGAGUGCAGUACCACCGGUAGUUGCUGAAGCGAAGACACAGGAUGACGAAGAGGACUGGGGUGACUUUACGUCUGCUUAG